This is a messenger RNA of Chlamydomonas reinhardtii, 2415 nucleotides long. RefSeq lists its product as uncharacterized. The coding region runs from base 93 to 872 and encodes 259 amino acids. The transcript has a single exon. NCBI's taxonomy places the organism in Eukaryota, Viridiplantae, Chlorophyta, Chlorophyceae, Chlamydomonadales, Chlamydomonadaceae. The record is from RefSeq and is a predicted model, not a curated record.
UUGCUAUCUAUACAAGCAAAAUGCCUACUCUUGACGAAGUAAAAGCUGAACUAAAAGCUGAAUUCGAAGCGAAGCUCCUAGAGCAAAAGCAGAUGUAUUCAGAGCUUGAGGCGCGCACUAAAGAGAUCGCAAAAGCUAAUAACGCGGUGCGCCGCACCGAGGUCGUCAAGCAGGCCGACUCCCGGGCGACCACGGUCCUGUCUCGCAGCGCUCUGUCUCAGCAGCAGCGCCACAGCCACCUGGACUGGAUCUAUGACAACAUCCACGUGCAGCUGGGCAAGUACAUCCUGAUCGCGGGAGCCCUGCUGCGCGAUGGCCGCGCGAAUAAGGAUUGGGAGGCGAUAGACGAGGCGCUGGCGCAGCUGGCGUACGCGGAGCGUUUCAUUCAGGCCAGCGUCGCAGCGCUGGAGGACGCCUCCGGCUGCAAGCAGCUGCAGACCGAGGUGUACCAGCAGCACCUGUGGCAGCUGCGCGGCCAGAUCGGCGAGGCGCCCGCCGACCUCAACACGACCUCAAAGCUGCACAUCGUCGACGAGGACCGGUCGAAGGCGGUGCGCAAGGCCAUUGAGAAGCGCAAAGGGGUGCACCCGGAGACGGAGCUAGGCGUCUCGGCCAAAAGCGGCGAGGGCAGCUCCAGUGCCAAGCGCCAGCGCGGUGGCAGCACGGGAGGCCGCGGCCGCAGCAGCUUCCAGCAGUACCACAACCAGCACCGGCCGUUCCAGGACUACGACCCCAACUACGGGGGCUCGGGGCUCAGCGGGGGCCGCGGGGGACACGGCGCCAGCGGCAGCAGCGGCCGCGGCGGGGGUCACUCGGGUGGGGGCCACCCGGGUGGUCCCAACGGGGGCCGCGGCCAGGGCUGGUACUCCUAGAACCGAGCGCUGAGCGCAAGCGGUUAAGUAUAAGAGCAUAUGACUGAGUCUAUGCCGGGAUAAUAUAAGGCGAACUGAGUUCGACCUGAUGGGCCAGUGCGCAACUGAGUUGCGGCACGUCGGAAGCAUUGAAGCUGGGGAGCGUUGGGCUGAGCCCACGCGAUUUUAAGGCGAACUGAGUUCGACCUCGGGGGUGCGCAGCUGAGCUGUGACACGUUGACAGAGCACAUGUGAACUGAGUUCACAUUCUUGGGAGCGUUAGACUGAGUCUACGCAACGUAAUAGAGCCGAAUUUGGCCGUCAGAUUGAGGCACAGCUGAGCUGUGACACGUUGAUAGGGCACAAGUGAACUGAGUUCACAAGCGCUAGUGUUGCCCGGCUCAGACUUCUCCCAGCGCAAACUUAACUUAAUGACUGCCGAAUGAUUAGCAGCUGAGCUGCAAAUUCGUGUAACGGACCGCAAUCGCGAGCCGAGCUUACAAGCAGCGGUCGGGAGGUAGAAGAAUUAGAUGUUGAACACAGCUUAUACAGCUCGCUUGGUAUCUAGAUAUACACCAGACUAUACGCUGUAUUAAUCCAGUAAGGUAAUACAAGCUAAUAUGGCAGGAAUACCAUAUUUGUCUUUCGCCCAAGAAGAGCAGCCAGCCCCGGCUCUCUCGGCUGCCCCGAGGCCGGCCAGCAUUCCUAUCACUAGUUCUAUUCGUUUGGGGGCUGGGGUGGCUGGGCCGACUUGGGGCCACGAGUGAUGGCCGCCGGCAAGUGGCCAAUGGACACGCGUAGCCUAUCAUCAGGAGACCUGGAACUGCAAGCCGUACGGUUGGUCCUGGAAAGUUUGAAUCUAUACGGGCGACUAGCACACCAGCGUAUAUUGCUGCACACGGAUAGCACCGUCGCGGCAGCCGCCAUUACGAAAGGCGGCUCGAUGUCACAGCCCAUUCAGGCCGCCCUGUAUGAAUUAUUCUGGUUCUGCAUGCGCUGGCAUAUCACAUUGGUGCCAGCUUGGAUUCCAAGGGAAGAGAAUACGUUGGCCGAUGCAUUGUCAAAGCGAGGGGGCGAGGCUUGCGACUGGCAGCUACACCCGCGCAUAUUUAAUGACAUUAGGGAUGCGUGGGGCCCAUUCACGGUUGAUCUGUUCGCUUCUGAUACAAACCGGCAAUUUGAGCCAUACUACACGCAAUACCACACGCCGUACACACACGGAGUUAACGCGUUCGCACAAGCCUGGCCGGGCACUAGCUGGUGCAACCCGCCGUUUGCAGUGAUGGGCCGGGCGCUGCGGCAUGCUGCGAUGUGCAGGGCUCGCAUAGCUCUGAUCGCGCCCUUCUGGCCUGGGGCACCGUGGUGGCACGAAAUAAUAGAGAAUGAUUACAUUUUUAAGCCGUGCGUGUGGGCUUGUGUGGCAUUACCGCAAGUGCCGUGGCUAUUCUUGGAUGGGCAUGGUGUUGGCCGCCGCCCGGCCUGGCACUCACUGGCACUCCUGCUUGAUUUCGCCUCACCGAAUCCUGGCUUUGUGCGGAUCCCGGCCCUGUAACACAGAUGAUGU